Fusarium falciforme is the source of this 921-nucleotide messenger RNA. RefSeq lists its product as hypothetical. The record is from RefSeq and is a predicted model, not a curated record. The transcript has a single exon. NCBI's taxonomy places the organism in Eukaryota, Fungi, Ascomycota, Sordariomycetes, Hypocreales, Nectriaceae. The coding region runs from base 1 to 921 and encodes 306 amino acids.
AUGUCGGAGCGGAGCCAAUCUCCAUCAACGCCUCCCUCAACGCCGCCCUCGUCCGAGGAAUUCGAAUCAGACUGGUCUGACAGCGAUCAUGUCCCUACUGAACCCGCCUAUUCUAUUGAAGAGAUGGUGGAAAUAUUUCUCGAAUUUUACAACUUUCUCAAGACAAUCCACUUCCGGGAUGUCAACCUCAAGAUGCCGCCGCCGGGUGGAUGGCCAAAUAUCUCCGAGUCCACUGCCUCACCAAAGUCCGAUCGGGUAUACGAGGUCAUACGACAUCUACCCUAUUUUGACGAUGCUCCCGAAGCACUUCUUCACUAUAAGUCACGCCUACUUGACUACACUCGAAUGUCUCGCCGUGAUGUAGAGGAGGAGUUUGAUAUUAUGGGGCAGCUUCUUGGAGAUUCCCAUUACUCGGAGCGAAGAGGGAUGGACAUCGACGUCUCUAAUACUUUCCCUUUCUCUCAGGGCUGGGAAACGGGUGGAAAAGCCAUGUAUUUCAACGUUUGGGACGGUGAGAUCAGUGAAGAGAAUCUUCGCUUGGAUGGAGGAGACCCUGUUGAUAUCAGGACCUACUUCGAGGAACUCAGGGGCUAUUUUGAAAACUUGAGACUUAUCCCUUGUCACAACAGGACUAUUCUUGAUGACAAUGUUCCAGAGCAUACCGGUGUAGUUACCGAGGAACAAGUCGUGUCUCAGGAGGAGGAAGUUUGGGGGACCCACCUGGAUUAUCAGUACAUCAGGCAGCUUUACAGGGGGCUUGGGUGGCCGCACGCUUUUCGCAGAGAUGACGCUCUUCAGGCGGUUAACCAGCUAAUGGAAAAGAUAAAGAAUAAGCGCGACGAAUGGGACGUCGAUCAUGGCCAUCAGGAUAUUCAUUAUCAUAGCGGAGACUGCUGCGGCACUUCUUGGGUAUCAUAUUAG